Lolium rigidum is the source of this 1199-nucleotide messenger RNA. Its product is annotated as protein NRT1/ PTR FAMILY 5.16-like. Gene Ontology annotation, molecular function: transmembrane transporter activity. NCBI's taxonomy places the organism in Eukaryota, Viridiplantae, Streptophyta, Magnoliopsida, Poales, Poaceae. The record is from RefSeq and is a predicted model, not a curated record. Gene Ontology annotation, cellular component: membrane. The transcript has 2 exons. The coding region runs from base 8 to 1162 and encodes 384 amino acids. Gene Ontology annotation, biological process: transmembrane transport.
CAGCCUCAUGCCGCUGCUGGGCGCCGUCGUCGCCGAUUCGUUCCUGGGGCGCUACCGCUCCAUCAUCCUCGCCUACACACUCUACGUCCUGGAGCGCGCAUCCCGAAGCUCCCUCUUCAACUGGUGGUUCUUCUCGAUGUCCGUCGGCAUCUACAUCGCCGUCAUCGUUGUCAGCUACGUCCAGGAGAACGUAGGGUGGGGAAUCGCAUUCGGCUCGCUCUGCGCCAUCAUGCUAUGCACCUUCACCUUCUUCCUCGUCGGCACCCCCACCUACCGCCUGUACAAGCCCACCCCCAGCGCCGAGAUCCCAUUUGCACGCUUCGCGCGUAGCCUCGCCACACUGGCCAGGAGCUCGGGCUUCAUGAAGAGACACCGCCAGCGCGAGGAGGAAGACGAAGAAGCCACAGGCAAAUCUGAGAAGGCGCGCGAAGUGCUACGGCUGGUGCCGAUCUGGGCGGCGUGCCUGGCGUACGGCAUGGUGUACGCACAACUCAUGACGCUCUUCAACAAACAGGGCCGCACCAUGGACCGCCGCGUCUUCGACGGCCUGGAGCUGCCGCCGGCAGCCCUGCAAACUAUCGGAGCGGCUUCUGUCCUGACCUUCGUGCCCAUCUAUGACCAUCUACUGGUCCCGGCGUUGCGGUACGCCACAGGUAAUCCGUCAGGACUGACGCUGCUGCAGCGUGUGGGGACUGGCAUGGCCAUUUCCCUAGCCGCGGUGUCGUUCGCGGCGCUGGUGGAGGCUCGGCGGCUGGAGGUUGCGUGGAAGCACGGCUUGGUUGACGACCCCGGGGUGACGGUGCCGAUGAGCUGCGCGUGGCUGGUGCCGCAGUACGCGAUGAUGGGGGUGGCAGACGUAUUCGCCCUGGUCGGCAUGCAGGAGUUCUUCUACGACCAGAUGCCCGGCGAGCUGCGCAGCCUGGGGCUAGCGUUGUACCUUAGCGUCACCGGCAUUGGCGCGCUCAUCAGCAGCGCCCUCAUCUCCUUCGUCGAUCGUGUCACAAGUAGAGGCAGCGGGGACAGCUGGUUCACGGACAACCUCAAUCGCGCGCACCUCGACUACUUCUACUGGCUGCUCGCCGGCAUCAGUGCCGCCGACCUCGUGCUCUACCUCUGGUUGGCUAGAUCCUACGUCUACAACAACCGCAAGACGACUAUCUAAGCACCGAGGAUGAUCACUCGUGGUCUUGACACACGAG